AUGCCAUCGUACUCGGAGCCACCGACCCCGUUACGUGAUGACGAUUAUCUCUAUGCUUCACUGGAAACCAGCUCCUAUGAUGAUAUAAAACAUAUCCAGUCUUAUGUGAAGUCAGAAGUCCUCAUGUCGGCCCGUUAUAACUGUCUGCGGAAAAAACGUGAAGAGAUUGCCAGGUUCUUGGAGAACCACGCAAGCGAUGACCUUAGCAGUCAUAUUAACAGUCUCCGAUGUUUUGCGAGAUCGAACGGAGGUCUCAUACUCGAUCAGUAUCGAGCUCAAAUUUGGCCAGUGCUGGCACACCGCCUUUUAAGCUCUGCUGAUGGCGAGAAUGUAGACGACAAUGAUAGCGAUUCUUUUAUGUCUGAAUCCAACUCCUCGGUGGCAUCGUCGUUAACUCAGGACACGUUCCAGAAAAACAUAUAUCCACCUUUACAGGUUGAACUAGAUGUGCACAGAACUCUAGCAAGAUUCCCACCUAACAUAUCUGAUGAUCGGCGAUCUACCCUUCAAUAUCAGCUCACUCCUUUAAUUAUUCGAGUGCUUCGCACGAAUCCUCGUUUUCGAUACUACCAAGGUUUUCAUGACGUCUGUCUCACUGUUCUUUUGGUUUGCGGUGCUGAGACGGCUUUCGAAGUUUGUCGAAGCCUCGCUCAUUAUGGGCCUUUUCGUUCAUAUCUGUUGAAGUCACUAGAAGAAAGUGUUCUAAAGGAGUUGGAAUUUUUAUAUGUUAUUCUGUGGCGCGUAGACCCACAAUUGGAACGGGUAUUACGAGAAGUGCGCUUGGGUACCAUCUGUGUUUGCAAAUUACAGAUUGUACGGUUCUUCGAUGUAUUUCUCGCCUCACCUCCUUUAACCUCAAUAUACGUAUCUGCUGCUAUUGUUCUCAAAAGGAAAUCUGCAAUACUAACAUGUGACUGGUAA
This is a messenger RNA of Angiostrongylus costaricensis, 921 nucleotides long. Lineage: Eukaryota; Metazoa; Nematoda; Chromadorea; Rhabditida; Metastrongylidae. The record is from the annotation of a GenBank genome assembly.